AUGUCUUCUACACUUCCACCUUCUGCCAGUUCUUCAUCUUUAUACAAUAUUGGAUUAGUCACUGGAACAUUUGGAAAUAGUGUAAUAUAUGAAAAUUUUACAUUACAAGGAACAACCAAUAACAAGUUCCAUUCUCCUGUUUGUAGUCAGUGGCAUCGUAAAUAUCCACUAUUGGCUAUUUCUAAGGCUAAUGGUGUAGUUUCAGUGUAUGACGAUCACGGAGAAAAAAACGAAAGAGUUAAUUUAUCUAGAUCAUCUAAUUGUACAGCUAUCGGGUGGCAUCCUACAAAAUUUAUUCUUUGUACAGGUUGGAAAGAUGGUGCCAUUCUUUUAUACAAUGAUAAAGACCCUCAUAAUCAAAAGGAAAUUGAAUUGGAAGAACAUGGUAAAAUUUGUGCUAUUAAAUGGUCUCCUGAUGGUGAGAGAUUAAUAACUGCUCAUCAAGAUGGUAAUAUUGGUAUUUGGAAAUUUGAAGGAGGAAAACUCAAACACAUUUUGAACUAUGAAAAUCCUGGAAAUGUUGUGGAAACACCAGAACAAAUUGUAUUUAAAACUAAUAGAGAUCCAUCAACAGAAUUGUCUUGGAUUUUCUUUGUUGGUGUUUCUACAGGACAAGGUUCUAAAAUUGUUGUAGGUGUUGCCGAUGAUUUGGCAGAAAAUUUACAAAAAUCACAAAAUGGUACUGUUAGAUAUGAAUCACUUAAUGAUACUGGUAUUCAAUUUAAUGGAUCUCAAAUUAUGAGUGUAUUAUUCCAUAGAGAAAAAUCUCAAUUAGUUUUAUUGACAGAUACAGCUUUAUUAGUUGUUUAUAAAAUCAAUGCUUCGAUUAGUAAGCCUAAUGAAAUUGGAAUGAAACAAGUAAUGAGAACUAAAAUUAGUAUUUCUAAUAGUACAGGUGCAACAAUUAAAACAUUAUGGGUUGGAUCAGGUGUUAUUGCAACCAUUACAAGUAAUGAGAGUAUGGUAAGAGUUUGGAAUUUAGAAACAGAUGAAAAUACAACACUCAUGUUGAACUCUCCUCUAGAACAUGAAGUUGUCAUUUCAUUUUCAUUCAAUCCUCAAAAGAGAGCCAUUGUUGCUGGUACAAGUACAGGUAGAUUAGUAUUUUGGGUUUUUACUGGUAAUCAAAAGACAAGAGAUCAAUGGGAAAAGUAUGGAGAAUAUUCUUUACCAAGUAGAGCUUCUGUUAAUAUGGUUAGUUGGGGAUGUGGUGAAAAGGUUUUAUGUUAUGGUAGUGGAGAGAAUAAUGAUAUUGAAAUUUUACAAGAAACAAGUUUCAAGAAGAGAAUGAAGAAUAAUACCAUUGCCAUUCAAAAUUCUUUAAACACAGUAGUAAUUGGAAAACCAAACUUUGCACCAGGAGAAGAUAAAAUUCCACCAAGAACAAUCAAAACAGGUAUUAAUAUUAGAGAUUUUGAUCAUACAGAUACUCAUAUCAUUGUUUCAAAUAAUAGCGUUUUAGAAUUAUUUGAAACUAGAGGUACAGAAUUAAUUAGAAAAGCAGAAGCAUUUGAAAUUCCAUCAAUUUGUGUUGGUUUACACUCUGAAAGUAUCUUUGUUCCAACUAAUGGAUCAGUUAAUUCUAAUCCAAGAAUUGAAGUAUACAGUUUCAAAGGUAUUAAGAAACAAACUUUACAAUUAAGUGAAGAAGAAGGAGUUCCAAUUUGUAUUGAUGUCCAAAGUGAUUUUAUUACAAUUGCAACAAAUACUAAUCAUGUUAGAAUGUGGCAUGUUUUGGGAAGAGAAGCAAAACCAGUUUCAGUUUCAAAGAGAGUUUUUGAUAAUAAUGAAUCAGAUUCAUCUGAAAAGACUUAUAUUUCAAGUGUAAAAUGUAAUUGUAAUGGUACAAUGUUAGCUUUACUUGGUAAAUUGAAGAAUGAAGGUGAAAUGGAUUUACUUACACCAAGUACAAAAUUAUACGUUUAUGAUUUUGAACAUGACAAGUUACAAAAGUUUGAUUUUGAAACAAAAUUCAAAGGAGGAACACCAACAUCUGUUUAUUGGGAUUUAACUGAACCAAAUCUUUUAUCAGUUGAAUUGAAGAAUUCAGAAAGUGAAUCCUAUGUUUGUACAAUGUUUGCAACACAAGAACAUGGAACCUUAUUCCAAGAUUAUUUCAAAAUUGAUAAGACUUCACAAUCACUUGUUGGACAAUGUGUUCCAAAUUUAUUCUUUGUAAAGAAUAAUUUUAAUAGUGAUGAUAUUUUUGAAAAGAGACCAAUGAAAGAUUUUGAAGGAAUUGAAGAAGAACAAUUAUCUUCAAAAACAAAGAAGGCUCUUUUAAAUUUUAGUUUUUAUUUAAAUAUUGGUUCAAUGGAAGAAGCAUACAAAUCAGUUAAACAAAUUGAAUCAAAAUCAUCAAUUUGGUAUAACAUGGCCAAGAUGUGUGUCAAGACUAGAAAGAUGGAAAUUUCUGAAAUUUGUCUUGGUAAUAUGAAGAAUGCACUUGCAGCUAGAGCUUUAAGAAAAAUUAAAGAAAGUGAACCCAAUGAACCUCUUUCUUGGAUUGCAACACUUGCAAUUCAAUUAGGAAUGGUUGAUGAAGCUGAAAAAUUAUAUAAUGAAUGUGAAAGAUUUGAUUUAUUGAAUGAAAUGUAUCAAUCAAUUGGUAAUUGGGAAAAGGCAUUAGAAAUUGCCAAAACCAAAGAUCGUAUUCAUUUGAAAACAACCUAUUACAAAUAUGCAAGAUUUUUAGAACAAGAAAUUGGAGAUUUGAAAGGAGCAGAAAGACAAUAUGAAUUAUCAAAUACUCACAAAUAUGAAGUACCUAGAAUGUAUUAUAGUGCAGGAGAUUUACAAAGUUUACAAAAUUAUAUUUUAUCAAGACCUGAUGAUAAAGAUUUAAACAAAUGGUGGGCACAAUAUUGUGAAGGUAAUACAGAUUAUGAAGAAGCAUUGAAAUUUUAUGUUCAAGCCAAUGAUUUCCUUUCUCAAGUUAGAAUGUAUUGUUUUAUUGGUAAUUUAAAGAUGGCAGCAGAUAUUGUAAAGAAAUCACAAGAAAAAUCAGCAGCUUAUUAUUUUGCUAAACAACUUGAAAAUGAGAAGGAUAAUAAGAAACUAUUAGAACAUGCAAUCAAAUAUUACAAAUUUGCUGGAUGUUUUAAUGAAGCAGUUAGAGUUUCAAAAGUAUUAGGAAAUGAUAAUGAAGCAUUGAAUUUAGCUUUACAAUCUGCUAAUGAAAAAUUAAUGAUUGAAGUUGCACAAUAUUUUGAAUCAUCAGGUCAAACAGACAAAUCAGUUUUAUUAUAUCAAAAAGGUGGUAAUUUAUCAAGAGCAAUUGAUUUAUGUUUUAAAUAUCAAUUAUUUGAAACAUUAUCAACAAUUGCAGAUAAUAUAUUUAAUGAUAAAUCUGAAAGUAAGGUAGAUGAUGAUCCAGAAGUAUUUAUGAAAUGUGGUCAAUUCUUUAUUGAACAUCAACAAUAUGAAAGAGCUGUUCAAAUGUAUAUAAGAGCUAAAGAAUAUGAAUUGGCACUUGAAUUAUGUGUUACUAGAAAUGUUAAAUUAACAGAAGAAAUGGCAGAUCAAAUGUCUCCACCUUCAACAGAUGAAAAUUUAACUGAGGAAAAGAUUGUUCUAUUAAGAAAAAUUGCCAAAGUUGCAUCAAUGCAAAAUAAUUAUUCAGUUGCAACAAAGAAAUAUGUUCAAGCAGGUGAUAAAUCUAAAGCUAUGAAAAUACUUAUCAAAUCAGGUGAUACUGAAAAGAUUAUGUUAUUUGCAGUUUUAUCAAGACAAAAACAAUUAUAUAUUCAAGCUGCUAACUAUUUACAAAGUUUAGAUUGGCAUAAUGAACCUGAAAUUAUCAAAUCAAUUAUUUCAUUCUAUACAAAAGCUAAAGCAUGGAAACAUUUAUCAGUUUUCUUUGAAUUAUGUUCACAAGUUGAAAUUGAUGAAUAUAGAGAUUAUGAAAAAGCAUUGGAUGCAUUACGUGAAUCUUCUAAAUAUUUAUCUAAGGAAAUUAAAUUAAAAACAAGUGAAAGUAAUGAAUUAAGAUUGAAACAAUUGAAUCAAAAGAUUUUAUAUAUUGAAAAAUUCAUUUUAGGUAAAUCCUUAAUGAAUUCAAAGAAUAAUGAAACACAAUUUGUAUCAAUAUGUAGAGAAUUAAUUAAUGGUGUUAAUAAUUUAGAUCCAAAUGAUGAUCCUGUUAUUGAAGUUGAUGAUGCUUUAAGAGUUGGAGAUGUUUUUGCUAUUUUAAUUGAAUAUUAUUUACAAACAUUACAAGAUACUUCAGAAGCUUACAAAUUAAUAUUAGAAAUGAAACAAAAAGAAAUUACAUUGAAUUACUUUUUGGAUGAUGAAAUGAUUAAGAGUAUUUGUAAAUCUGUUGGUGUUGAUUAUAAUGAAGUUAUGCCACCUGAAGAUAAUCAUUCAACUAGAACAGGUGAUGAUGAUAUUCAAGAAGAAAUUGAUGAAGAUUAA
Naegleria gruberi is the source of this 4416-nucleotide messenger RNA. RefSeq names its product IFT140. Gene Ontology annotation, molecular function: protein binding. The transcript has 2 exons. Gene Ontology annotation, biological process: intraciliary retrograde transport. NCBI's taxonomy places the organism in Eukaryota, Heterolobosea, Eutetramitea, Acrasida, Naegleriidae. The record is from RefSeq and is a predicted model, not a curated record. The coding region runs from base 1 to 4416 and encodes 1471 amino acids. Gene Ontology annotation, cellular component: ciliary basal body; axoneme; intraciliary transport particle A.